GUGACAUACAGUCCAUACUUCCGAAGAAGAAUUGAGAGCUCUACAUAAAAUCAGAGAUCACCUCACACCUCUCGCCAUCAACAGCAACCCAAAUUCGAAGCAAUGUCCUCUAAAAAAGGCGCCUACGAAACUAAUGCCUCGGACACCGAUUUCCGCAAGAAAUACGACCGCGAAGCUAACGUAGCUAAAGCGCGCGAACAAGAAGCAAAAGAAAAAGAAGAAGGGCGUUUACGAUAUGAGGCCAAGCUUGCCGGUAAAAAAUACUACGCGCCUCUUACUGGCGACGAAACCCUUACAUCUGCGCGCGCAAACCGUCUCGAUGUAUCUGCCAAUGUAGGGAAAACUAUACUGAUGCCCGCGGGGGCGGCGACGGGCAAGAGAGGAAAGGGUGCAGGAUUCUACUGUCAGGCUUGUGACUUGACUUUUAAGGAUAGUUUGCAAUGGGUGGAACAUGAGAAUAGUAUGCAGCAUUUGCGGGCAAUAGGACAGACGGGAGAGGUUCAGAGAGCGAGUGCGGAGGAUGUGAGGAGGAGGAUUGAUGAGAUUUGGGAGAGGCUAGAGAGGGAGAAACAUGAGGAGGUUGUUACUUUGGGGGAGAGAUUGGAAGGAAGAAGAAUUGAGGAUGAAAAGGAAAGAGAGGAAAGGAAGCAGAAGAGGAGAGAAUUGGCCGAGAGAAAGAAGGAGGCAAAGGAUAAGGAAAUCGCGGUCAAGAAGGAAUAUGGGGAAGAUGUCAGGGUGGAGGGCGAACAUGACGAAGACGACAUGAUGGCUAGUAUGGGGAUCGUUGGAUUUGGAUCAUCGAGAAAGUGAAGAUAUAUUGUUUGCACAUGGGAUUUAGCGACGGUGUUCAGGACGGAGUACAUUAAGUGAUACAAGUUGUACAAUUGGGUUUUAUACAGGUCAAUAUAUAUUACA
This is a messenger RNA of Botrytis cinerea B05.10, 915 nucleotides long. RefSeq lists its product as hypothetical. Bases 103 to 810 code for a protein of 235 amino acids. The transcript has a single exon. Lineage: Eukaryota; Fungi; Ascomycota; Leotiomycetes; Helotiales; Sclerotiniaceae. Gene Ontology annotation, molecular function: nucleic acid binding; zinc ion binding. Gene Ontology annotation, cellular component: U4/U6 x U5 tri-snRNP complex; spliceosomal complex. The record is from RefSeq and is a predicted model, not a curated record. Gene Ontology annotation, biological process: mRNA splicing, via spliceosome.